AUGGAGGUCGACAACGUCAACUUCUGGGGCCAUCUACCCACUAUCCUUGACGCGAUUGCCGAUGCCGAGUUCAUUUCGCUUUCUGUAAUCGGUUAUCCCGAUGCUGUCGUCAAAGCUAACCUGACCAAGGAGGAGCUCUACCGCGAAUUGGUAAAUCACUCCAAGAUUUACCACAUCACCAAGAUUGGCCUUACUUGCCUCCAAUACGACGAGAAGCAAAAGGUCUCAGCAUACUCUGCGCGCAGCUUCAACUUUGCCAUCACCCCUUGGUUCCUUUCUGCAAAUAUCCAGGCGGAACUCAUCGCAAAGACCGUCAAUCGAACGUUUUCCUUUUCAUACGACACCCUUCAACAGUUGGCGACAAACGGCUGGGGUUUUAACGAAGCUUGGGAACGGGGUGUUCCUUACUUGGCCCGCUGGGAGGCGCAAACAGUCGAGGAGCGUUUCCUCCAGCCUUGGGAGACCAAGAAGCCAUUGGACAUCAACAAACUAGAUGCCGAGUCCCAGAAAUUUCGGGCAUGGGCCAAUGAGCAGAUCACAUCUUGGCUGAAAGAAGAGAGAUUGACGAACCGCCGCAUUGCACUGGCGCGACAGUCAGGAUUUCUCUACGUGGUGGAGGCCCUCCUCGGGGGACAAUUUGCCAACGACAUCGAGCCCGAACUAUGCUUGGCAUACGUAUCGGUGGUGGAUCGUGACUUGCGAAAUCAACUUAUUUCGGCUUUCCGCGACAGACUUAGAGCAGCUGAGGAUAGAAACAGGCUCAGACGACCUAUCCUGCUCAUACACUCUCAGCUCGACAUGCUGUGUCACUUUUACUCGACAUUUUUGGGCCCCCUUCCAGAGACAUUCGACGGAUUCACAAAAGAAAUACACAACAUUUUCCCUCGGAUCGUGGAUAACAGGAUUCUGUAUCCCCUCAACAACUAUCCAUCUCCCUCGUUCCACGGGCACAAGCCUUCAAUUGAGUUCAUCUCUGCCGCAGAGGAAGAGGGAGGACCCGGGGUCACACCAGUACGAGGAUUCGAAUACCAGAACAAGAUGGCUGAAGAACACGGUCUUUACGGCUGGUAUUCCAACCUCGCAUUCCUCAAGGUUGCAGCUAAGAAGCUGCAGAAGGAGCAGUGGCUGAGCAAGACUCGGCCCGAGAAGACGUGCGGGAGCAUGAGAAUGAAGACGGUAAAACCAAGCAAGCUUUUCUUCACGCUCAAUCCCUUUGCGCCCAACAGCAUUAUCAGUCGUCGGUCAAGUAUUUGUUCUUCUGUCGCUUCUGGUAUGACUGGAAGCAUGGUUGACACCCCGCCCAGUGUUUUCGGUGACGGCAGUGAUGAGGAGGAGGAGGAGGAGGAAGAGAAGCAGGAGGCACCUGAGGUUCAUCGUCUCCCCCCGUGGGAGGCAGUUUUCUGGGAAAAGUUUGGAAACAAAUUGGUCCUUGACCACGGUGAAGUUUUGGCGCUCACCACUUCGAUUCCGCUCAGAAAGUCCCGGAUUCGGAAUCUCUAGGAUGAUCAUCGGGACCUCCUGUAUGAGCUCCUUUUUGUGUGGGCUUUGGGCACGAUUUGUGUGUUAUUCAGAUUGCUUUUCAGAUGGGUGGAGAUUUGAGACUUGACUUGUGUGUGGUGUGGUAAUGCCAACAAGUAAUUUGUUAAUGAUGUACGAGGAAUGGAGGAGUACACCACUGGUACGCGCGCGAGAAGUGUCCCAGCUAGAGGUGUAAGCCAACGGCCUUAUAUGGAUGAUCAAGGAGGAUGUCCUGAUGGAGGCGUAGGAGACGUGUGAAGAUAUCCUACAGGCCGCCGUGGUGUGGACUUUCAACCAGCUCAAAAGUACCGUUGCUUUGGUCUGCGGCUGGCACAAGCUUUGACUGUGUGUCUCAAGCCGGGAGAACCGGUGUUCAUCAUUGAUCAAGGCUGGAUCUUGAAGAGGUCACUGCCAUACCUAUCCACGUCUCUAAUGCAGAAUCGGGUCACAGAUAUGUGAUUAGCUCAGUCUGUCUUGUUUGUGUAUGUUAGUAUCAGACUUCACCUCAGAUAGCGGUAUGACCAACCCAGCGGAUGUCUGGUAGUAUUCACCAACC
Molecule: messenger RNA, 2074 nt
Organism: Neurospora crassa OR74A
Lineage: Eukaryota; Fungi; Ascomycota; Sordariomycetes; Sordariales; Sordariaceae
Exons: 4
Coding region: 1-1500 (499 amino acids)
Biological process (GO): nuclear-transcribed mRNA poly(A) tail shortening
Cellular component (GO): cytoplasm
Molecular function (GO): poly(A)-specific ribonuclease activity; RNA binding
Source: RefSeq, a predicted model, not a curated record